Molecule: messenger RNA, 1965 nt
Organism: Opisthorchis viverrini
Lineage: Eukaryota; Metazoa; Platyhelminthes; Trematoda; Opisthorchiida; Opisthorchiidae
Exons: 9
Source: RefSeq, a predicted model, not a curated record
UGGGUGAAAGCAUCGGUGGACUGUCUAAGGGUUUUUGGCUGGCUACGUCUACCGAAGGACACCCCGAUCAGCUACAUCCACGCCGGUAAACAACAUGGGGGACUUGGUAUCCCAAGUCUGAGUGCAACAAUCCCGAUGCAGGGGAAAACGCGCAUGGAAAAGCUCCUUUCUACUCAGUGCCGAGUACUACGCAAUGUGGUCAACGUUUCCGCAUUUGGCAAAAUUGUUCGGGAUCUCAGCCUUCCGAUCCGAGUCCAUAGUGCAUGCGUAAACACCAAGGAGGAGCUGGUGGCUGCUUGGGGCGAGAGUCUGCACAACAGCGUUGACGGUCGCGGUUUACGAGAGUUGGUCACUUCGCCUCUCUCAAAUCGAUGGCUCGUAUUCCCAGAACGAGUGUUUCCACGGUUAUUUAUCCGCGGUAUCCAGCUCCGACGCAACCUGCUUAGGGCGAGAGUCAGAAGCGCUCGGCAUGGUCAUGGUGGCCAGACGAUCUUAUGUCGUGGAAACUGUGGCCAACCGGAGAGUUUGGUGCAUAUUUCACAAUCCUGCUGGAUUACGCAUGAUGCCAGAUGUGCUCGUCAUAAUCGGGCUGUUAUUGGACUGGGACUUCCUAAGGUCGCAGUCAUUGACUUGUGUUUGCUUGCCAUUUUGGGCUCUCUGCGUACUUAUGACAUUUUAUGCGUGGCACAUGGCGCUGAAGGUACAUUUUCGUCAUUUAAUCUCACACCAGACCCACAACUUCGAAAAUGUAGGACCAAGGAAGUGGUUAGAGCGCGGAUUACUAACCUGAAGGUCCGCGGUUCGAAUCCGACCUCCGCCACUCGACUUCCCCUGUCUAGGCUUGGGCAACCUGGCAGUAUCCCAGCCCUCGUGCUCCCUUCGGGUGGCAUGGCAGCUAGGCACCGGAAGGGUGCUACAGCUGAACGCUUUAUCUAUCUUCUUUUAUCCCCUCCAAUUACGAAAAUAAGGGUGGACUGGAUCAGCAUUAUGAAGCCGUCAACCAGUGUUCAACUUCCCGUUAGCGGUCUGUUACUGUUCCACCCUGACCGGAAGGUCAGUGGUUUGAACUCAACUCCAGCAUAUCGACUGUUCCUGUCUACGCUUGAGCAACCUGUCAGUAUCUCAGCCUUUGUGCUUUCGGGGAGCGUGGCAGCCAGGCACCGAAAGGGUGCUAUAGCUGAACGAGUAUUGGCUAUUAUUAUCAUUAUUAUUUAUUUGGUGGCAGAUGCCACAGUUUCGUUCACCGAUGAUUCGGGGAUAUGGGUAGGUAGACGUACACUGGAGGCGGGAGCUGAUAAACUGGAGCAACGGUUUUCCCAAUGCUGCUGCGGAUAUUUGACUGUUCAGAUGUUCGACAACUGUUGUCUCAGAACCGUAGCUCGUGUGGGUGGGUGUCGGCGAACCCGUACCGAGGAAGUUAAAAAGCGAAUCAUUUAUUGCGUAUGCCGAACCAUUGUUUGCCGACGAGAGCUGUUCUCCGAGCAGAAACAGAGAGGUGGCCAACCCUUUAUCUGGCAGAAGGGUGUGAAAGAGAUUACGAAACGUUUGGGACCUGUUGGUACUACUUGCCUUCUAGGAUGUGGACCGCGUGAUCCCCACUUCGCCUGGUUGGAGGCACUUCAAGAACGGUUUUCCCAAUGCUGCUGCGGAUAUUUGACUGUUCAGAUGUUCGACAACUGUUGUCUCAGAACCGUAGCUCGUGUGGGUGGGUGUCGGCGAACCCGUACCGAGGAAGUUAAAAAGCGAAUCAUUUAUUGCGUAUGCCGAACCAUUGUUUGCCGACGAGAGCUGUUCUCCGAGCAGAAACAGAGAGGUGGCCAACCCUUUAUCUGGCAGAAGGGUGUGAAAGAGAUUACGAAACGUUUGGGACCUGUUGGUACUACUUGCCUUCUAGGAUGUGGACCGCGUGAUCCCCACUUCGCCUGGUUGGAGGCACUUCAAGGUAAGGGUGCUAAUCGAAGUCGG